UCACGUGCUAUGACGCCGACUUCUGACUAAACAACAUCCUUACACAGCUCUCUGUAGCCCAUGUGUUUUCAUGCUUUGGGUUCAACGACCAGGACUUUGUGCCUACACUGCAUUCAUUACUUCUUAUCUCCAUUACUUCAUUUCCUAUCGACAAGUUCAGUAUAACAGCCAAACGUGCUUUCAGUGGUUCUCUUUGGUUGUUUCCUUCUCUGAACAGUUGAAUCCAAUUCCAUGGCAUCAUCUUUUUACACUAAUCAUCAACCAGAGGCUAAGCCUGCAAGUGCUUUUCAUGGAAUUGUAGCAACACUUCCAUCUACUUCUGCUGCAUCCACCCUGCCUUAUGAUGUGUUCAUUAACCAUCGUGGUAUUGAUGUGAAACGCACGAUGGCCAGUACCAUUUACCAUACCCUCAGUAACAUAGGAUAUCAAGUAUUUCUGGAUGAGGAAAAGCUACAACUUGGGGACUAUCUGCCAGUAGCAAUUGAAGAAGCAGUGCGUAAAGCUUUACUCCAUAUAGCAAUUUUUUCCAAGAACUAUGCCCAAUCUCCCUGGUGUUUGGCAGAGUUGGCAUUGAUACUCGAAACGGGCACCAAAAUUAUCCCCGUCUUUUAUUAUGUUCAGCCUGAUGAUUUGCGAUGGGCAGUUAAAGGGAAAGGAAAAUAUGCUCAUUCGUUUUUUCAACAUGAAUUGAAGGGCAGAUACACCUUUGAACAGCUUCAGCGGUGGAAAAUGGCACUUCACAAAGCUUCAUUUUAUUCUGGCCACAUUAUUAAUAGUGACGAAGACGAAAGAAGGCUGUUGAAGACUAUUGUGAAUUGUGUAUUGAAUCUAAUAAGGAAAGUGCCAUUUGAAGUUGCCAAACAUCCAGUAGGUCUCAACGCAACAGUGGAAGAUUUUGAAAAGACUACACUUCAAUCUACCAGGGUUGAUCAGAGUGUACAAAUUGUGGGAAUAUGGGGCAUGGGUGGCUCUGGCAAGACCACUUUGGCAAAAGAUUUAUACAACAGAAGAUAUUCUUCCCUGGAGAGGUCCAGUUUCCUUUUUGAUGUUCGUGAUGCUGCUUCCAAAGGGCUGUUGCAUAACAAGCAAAUAAAACUCCUUGACGACCUUGGUAUCAAAGAUGAAACAUUAGACAAUAUUGAGCAAGGCAAGGGAAUUCUUGCAAGGCGUUUAAGAUCUGCUAGGGUUUUCAUUGUUCUUGAUGAUGUGGAUCACAUUAGCCAGCUGGAUGCACUUUUGCCACCACGAGGCAGCCUUGGAUGGGGCAGCCUCAUCAUUGUGACAACACGUGAAAGGGAAGUUCUCACAUGUUGGGGCAUCUCCUGUAUAUACAAAAUGAGAGCACUAAAUGAAAUUCAUGCCAAACAGCUUUUUUGUUGGCAUGCUUUUUUAAGACCCUGUCCAGUUGAGGGAUUUGAGAAGCUUGUUGAAAAAUUUGUCAAGGUUUGUGAUGGCUUACCGUUGUCACUCAGAGUAUUUGGAGCACAGCUAUAUGGCAAAUCCAACAAAGAUUAUUGGGAGAGUCAAUUACAAAAGAUUGUUAGAAUACUUCCAGCUGAUGUUAAAAAUAGGCUAAAAGUAAGUUACGAUGCCCUAGAUUAUGAGGAGAAAGAAGCAUUUUUGGAUGCAGCUUGUUUUUUUAUUGGAGAAGAGAAAAGUUUGGCAAUUGAAGUAUGGGAAGGAUCAAAGUGGAGUGGUCUGUGCAGUUUGGAAACGCUGGUGAACAGGUGUCUUCUUGAGGUAGAUGAAAUGGAUUGCAUAAAAAUGCAUGACCACUUCAGAGAUUUGGGAAGGGAAAUUUCAAGUCAACAGUCACCUUAUCGUCUUUGGCUUCCCCACCAGCUGACUGUUAAUUUUGAGAAACAUGUAGAAAAAAGAAUCAGCAUUCGAGGAAUAAUGACCACCUCAGCUCGAUUGCAGUGGAAUUCUUUGGCUAAAUAUAUGAUAGAAUACCGUGUUCGAGAAAUCGCCACAUUUCAGGAGGAGCUUGGGGAUUACUCCUCAUAUGAGGAGCUCAUGGUCAACAGAAGCCAAGGAAUCUCGACUCUAGUGCCUUUUUUAGCUGGACUAAAGAUUAUUGUGUUUAAAGGACCUAAUCUGAAUCAAUUAAUUAGUGAAGCAUCAAAAGAGCUGCUCUGGCUUCGCUGGUUUGAAAUUGGGCAGAGAAAUCUUCCAUCAAGGCCUUCACUGAAAAGUUUGAGGGUUUUAGAACUCUAUGAAGUGGUUGGAGGAGAUCAUCACUUAGAAGAGCUUUGGAAAGAUUCCAGCGAUGCUCCCAUUCAAUUAAGAGAGUUGGUUAUUUCUGGAUGCACCGAAUUUCAAAGAUUGCCAGAGUCAAUAGGAUCUCUCAAGCAUUUAAAAAAGAUAGUUGUCGAUGGCGGGCAGGGAGGAUCCAAAUUAUUGCACAAGUUGAAGAGUCUGCCAAGAGAGUUUUGCCUUCUUCAAUCGUUGGAGCACCUGGAGUUGAGGGGUUGUCAGCUAUCAUCAUUACCUGAUAGUUUUGGCGAUCUGAGCAACCUGCAGCAUCUAUAUUUGUCGGGAUGCAGGGAGUUGAGGAGGUUACCAGCCUCUUUUAAGAAGCUCACACUCCUACGACAUCUCCUCUUGGAAGGAUUCUACGAACUCACCAUGGAGUCAGACAUUAUGGAAGACAUGACAAAGCUGGAGAAUUUGAGCCUUUCUCACUGCACACAAUUGGAAGAGUUGCCAUGUCACAUUACAAAUCAGGCCUCCUUGACAGAGCUCCUUUUAUCUAAUACAUAUAGAUUAAGGGAGCUACCAGUCAACAUUGGUCAACUGAGCAAGUUGCGAGAGUUGCAUAUCGAGAGUGACUUAUUGACAAGCCUGCCAACAUCUCUUGGAGAUUUGUGCUCCUUGAAUAAUCUUACAAUUAUGGGUUGUAGAAGGCUGGAAUGUUUACCUGACUCUCUGGGGCGUCUUAAACUCUUAGAAAAUUUAGCACUAAGUUCCCUGGGAAUAAAGUCGCUACCAAAAUCAGUUGGCCAACUGGUUAGCCUUCGAGAGCUGAAAAUAUCUGGUUGCCCAGUCAGUGAAUUAGAACUUGGGGCAGGAUCAUCUCCUGGUUCGCUGUGCAACCUUGAGAAGAUCUCUAUAGAAAGAACUGAAUUAUCCAAGAUUUCCAUCUCUGAAGGUUGUUGUCCCAGCCUCAACACUCUCUACCUUUACCAUAAUGACCACUUAACAGAGAUACAAGUCCUCUCAAGUACAGUCAGGCACGUUACAUUGGCAUGCUGUGAAAAGGUGAGGAACAUAAGGGGCAUUGUUGAGCUGGUAAACAUUCAAACACUGUGCAUAGAAGACUGCCCCGAAAUGGAGAGCGAGAUAGAAAGUGAGAUGGAUGCACUUCCUAGUUUUCUAAAAUCAGCCUGGCUCAGAUAUAAAUGCAAGAGGAGUUGGUGGACGUUUCCCACAGUUCAAUGGGUAAACGGAUAAUAGCAAUUUAACUCUACAUUUCUAAAAUAUUAUUACAUUUAAAUCCAUACACUUAAACAUUGUAGAUGAAUCUUGUAAAAUAAAUAUUCUUUUAAGAGGAUCUGCAAUGGAAAUUUUAUCACAUAUCUUAUAAACAGUUCAAUUAAUUUUUUUA
Messenger RNA from Cryptomeria japonica (Japanese cedar), 3607 nucleotides. RefSeq names its product disease resistance protein RPV1. The record is from RefSeq and is a predicted model, not a curated record. Gene Ontology annotation, molecular function: protein binding; ADP binding. Gene Ontology annotation, biological process: signal transduction; defense response. The transcript has 6 exons. Bases 232 to 3453 code for a protein of 1073 amino acids. Lineage: Eukaryota; Viridiplantae; Streptophyta; Pinopsida; Cupressales; Cupressaceae.